Myripristis murdjan (pinecone soldierfish) is the source of this 7694-nucleotide messenger RNA. RefSeq names its product cartilage intermediate layer protein 2 (gene cilp2). The transcript is spliced from 10 exons. NCBI's taxonomy places the organism in Eukaryota, Metazoa, Chordata, Actinopteri, Holocentriformes, Holocentridae. The record is from RefSeq and is a predicted model, not a curated record. The coding region runs from base 9 to 3767 and encodes 1252 amino acids.
GGGACUUAAUGAAGGUGGCACUCCUGCUAUCUGUCCUGACUUCAGUCGCUCUGGCCCAAGGGUCGGUGUGGAACAGCAGUCUGCCCCACAGCUCGAGUCAGACAGACAGGAGCAGGAAACCAGUCCACAACACAUUAUCUGACACGCAGACAACAGGCGUGACAGAGUGGACAUCCUGGUUCAACAUUGACCAUCCUGGAGGGAAUGGAGACUAUGAGCGCCUGGAGGCCAUCCGUUUCUACUACAGAGAGAGAGUUUGUGCACGGCCCACGGCAAUGGAGGCUCGUACUACUGACUGGGUGGCAGCAGCAGACACUGGGGAAGUGGUCCACUCCAGUCUGGAGAAGGGCUUCUGGUGCAUCAACAAGGAGCAGCCGUAUGGACGCAUCUGCUCCAACUACCACGUCCGCUUUCAGUGUCCCCCAGUCCAGGCCUAUUGGACUGACUGGAGUGAAUGGGGUCCCUGUUCCACCACGGUCUGUAACGAUGUUGGCAUCCAGGUCCGCCAGAGGACAUGUGUCAGCACCCAGCCCCUACCUCUCUUGUUGGUGCCAGCAUGCCAAGGGCACCAUUCAGAGAGAAGGGAGUGUGCCACCCCUCAAUGCACAGCUAAAUGGAGUCCAUGGGGUCGAUGGGGAACUUGCUCAGCGACCUGCGGUGGAGGUCGUAGGAUUCGGAGGAGGACCUGUGUAAGGUCCUCGAUGACAGUGCAGUGUGUUGGACGACCUGUGGAAAUACAGAAGUGUGGAAAGAGUCCAUGCCCAGCCAAAUGUCAGCGAGUGUGCACUGAGGGCCAUCCCAGCGAGGACUGUAGCCGUUGUGUGUGUGACAGCCACGUGCUGGUAGGAGAAGUCUACAGUGUGACUGGAGUCCCUGUGGCGGGAGCCAGGGUUGCUCUUGCCAACCGGCCCAAGAUCAUCCGCGCCCGCACAAAUGUCAAGGGCCAGUUCAGGCUCCCUGGAAUCUGCUCCUCCAGCUCAACUUUGCUCUCCAUCAGGAAGGAGAAGUUUGCCCCUGCUGACGUCUCCACAUCUAGUAAUACCACAGGGUUGUCCUGGGUACGGGCUGUCCUCAAGUCAGCUGAGAAACCAUACAUUGUGAAGCACCCUGAGGACAAAGUGCGUUAUGAAGGAGGACGUGUGCUGUUGUGCUGCAAGGCAACAGGAUCGCCCACACCUGACAAAUAUUACUGGUACCACAAUGGUACUCUGCUGGACAGGAAGCUGUAUAAGUAUGAAGAGGACCUUGUACUGAGGAGCCUGAAGCCUGAGCAAUCAGGAGAGUACCACUGCAAAGCCAGCAGCUCCGCAGGCAGCAUCAAAUCCACACCAGCCCUCCUGACAGUUAUUGCAAAAGGAACUCCAGCAUGCAAUUCCACCCCGGAGACCCACCUCGUCAGACUGCCGAUGGAUUGCUUUCAACCUGGGACUGGCUCCAAGUUCUACAAUGCUGGCCGCUGCCCCCACAACAAAUGUGCUGGCUCUCUGGACUUUGAUAUGCGCUGCCGGGAUGGAGCUGGAUUCUGCUGUGGGGUCAAAAGUAUGGAAAGUCGAACCAUUGACUGUGGCACCUACAGCCUCCCCAUCCGCGCUGUGACAGAGUGCGGGUGUCAGAAGUGUGUGGAGCCUACUGUGCUGGUUCGUGGCAGAGUGGUCACAGCUGACAAUAAUGAGCCUCUGCGUUUUGGACACAUCUAUAUUGGCAGAGAGAGAGUGGGAACCACAGGCUAUCAAGGAGGUUUCACGCUACAAAUUACCCCAGACACACAGAGAUUAGUGGUAAAUUUUGUUGACCCCACGCAGAAGUUUAUUGACACUCCAAAAGUGUUCAUCUUUGACAAGAGAGGAGGAUCAAUCUACCAUGAUGUGAAAGUGAUGAGAAAACAGAUACCAAUUGACAUCAAUGCAGGGGAGACCAACACUAUCGACUUAGGGGAAAUUAAAGGGGAGGACCCCAUAGGCCAGUUAGUUAUUCCUCCCAAUUCCUUCCAUAAGGAAAAUGGAGAGAUUUAUGAAGGAACUGUGAAAGCCAGUGUCACAUUCAUUGACCCUAGAAAUAUCACUACAGCGGCUGCAGCUCCUGGCGACCUCAACUUUGUGGAUGCUGAGGGGGAUAUGCUCCCUUUGAGGACUUACGGCAUGUUCUCUGUUGACUUCCGAGAUGAUACAAACAAGGAGGUGCUUGGAGCUGGAGCGGUGCAGGUCCUUCUUGAUACACAGCAUGUGAAAAUGCAAGAGCACAUCCCAGCAAUGAAACUGUGGUCUUUAAACCCAGACACUGGAGUCUGGGAGGAGGAGAGUGACUUUACCUAUACCCAGACAACUACCGGUGGCCAUGGGAGGAGCAAACGAGAGGAGCGAACCUUUCUCAUAGGCAACAUGGAGAUAAGAGAACGGAGACUCUUCAAUCUGGAUGUACCUGAGAACAGACGCUGCUAUGUCAAAGUGCGGGCUUACAUGAGCGACAAGUUCCUUUCUACUGAACAGCUGGAAGGUGUUGUGAUCACCUUGAUAAACCUGGAGCCAAAGCCCGGCUACUCCUCUAACCCCAGGGCAUGGGGCCGCUUUGACAGUGUUAUAACUGGACCCAAUGGAGCCUGUCUCCCAGCUUUCUGUGAUGCCCAGAGGCCUGACGCUUACACUGCAUAUGUCACAGCAAUGAUGGGGGGAGAAGAGCUAGAGGCUGCUCCUUCCUCUCCCAAAAUGAAUCCAAACAUCAUUGGAGUUUCUCAGCCAUAUCUGGACAAAAUAGACUAUCAGCGCUCUGACCAUGAGGAUCCAGCCCUAAAGAAAACAGCCUUCAGGAUCAACCUGGCAAAGCCUAACUCUAAUAACCUUGAUGAGACCAAUGGACCAAUAUAUCCGUAUCAGAGUUUAAUAGCCUGUGAAAAUGCCCCAGUUGAUGCAAACCAUUUCAGAUUCUUCAGAGUGGAAAAGGACAAGUAUGAAUACAAUGUUGUUCCGUUCCAGGAGAAUGAUUUGACGACCUGGACAGGAGACUACCUCUCCUGGUGGCCAAACCCCCAAGAGUUCCGGGCAUGCUUCAUCAAGGUGAGGAUCCAUGGGCAGAAGGAAGUGAUGGUCAGGUCAAAGAACAUGGGAGGAACACACCGUGAGACAAAAGGCAAACUUUACGGCAUUAGAGACAUCCGGAGCACUCGGGACAUGAGAGAAGCCAACACCUCUGCAGCUUGCGUGGAGUUCAAAUGCAGCGGCAUGCUGUUUGAUCAAGCUGAGGUGGACAGAUCACUCAUAUCGAUCCUUCCACAGGGGAACUGUCGCAGAAUCAGCACCAACAAUCUCCUGCAAGAAUAUCUCACCAAGCAUCCACCAACCGCGCAGAACAACGAGUCCCAUGCAUUCACCAUGCUAGCCCCUGUGGAUCCUCUGGGACAUAACUAUGGCAUCUACACAGUCACAGACCAGAAUCCUAGAGUUGCCAAGGAGAUUGCUAUUGGACGCUGCUUUGACGGCACCUCAGAUGGUUUUUCCAGGGAGAUGAAGUCGGACUCUGGAGUUGCGCUGACAUACAGCUGCCCAGAGAGGAAAAUUAGCAGGGAGAGCCUCUUCCAGCGUCUCCAGACUAACCCAGGCCAGACAUUGUCUCAAAUGGCAAGAGCCAUGAGAGAGAUGGAGGGUCUGCAGGUGCAGAGAUCAGCCACCCAGGUGGUGGCCUAUCCCUCAGAGCAGCGGGGCAGGACCCAGACUCGCAGAGUCAGCUCUACAAACAGAAGGAGAGCAACCACGCGCACACAACAACGCCAGUAGAUGUGCUGAGAGGUUGACUUUGAUAAGAUGGCAUCAAGCCAAGGAAGUAAAGGGUCAUUCUUGGUCAGUGUGUUGAUGAUGAGUAUGAACUCCCUCCUGACUAUAAAAUCACCGAACUGAGGCAGAUAGCGAUUCAGCAAAACCGCCAGUGUGAUUAAAUUGAAGAUAUUCAUUAGUCUUAGAUUUACUUGAACGGUUUGGCAAUAAAUGUCACUAAUUUCUUCCUUCCUGUGAGAUGUGCAUCACUAGCUUGUAUUAAUGGAGUGAUGAAUAUUUAUUUAAUUGGCUUUUAUUAGAUUUUAUGAAUGAAAAGACUGAGUCAAUUUUUGAGCAAGUAACUUUUAAAGCUCUAAUUUGUGGCAUUCCACAUUCCCCAUGGUGGGUGUUUUUGCUGACGAUUCUCAAUGCCUGAAUUAAAAACAAACCUACAGUAACCAACCAAACCUAACAGCCACCCCAGGCCCCAAACACUUCAUAAUUGGUCUUUGCUUUCCAUUGAACUCAUGCUUCCCUUGAAGAUCAGAGAGAAGAAAACAUGAGGUCCUUGUUGUCGGCAGCAGACACUGAGCCCUUUCUCUAGAAACUGGGAAAAUCUCUCCACCAAGGGGAGGCAUAUUUAUGAGAGACACAUUGGGUGCAGUGGGGUGAGGCAUGCUGUCCAUGGAACAGAAGAUGUUUUUUAGUCAUGCUUCUUUUUUUCAUUAGCUUGCCACAUUGCCAACUGUGAUUCAGCCAAAUGUCCUCCCACACCUACUUACAAUGUGCAAGAGCAAGGCCUUUGCCAAGACAAGCAUCCCUUAACAAAACGGAUCUCAACAGUAGACUAAACAUAUCCUGCGGUAGGUAACCCAAAAAAGGGACAGUAGAUUCUACGGUAUGACACAAUUUCCUGUCGUCCCCUGCACAUUCCACAUUAGCACCAUUCCUUGGUAUCUCUCUUCCUCCACCUAGAAACGAACAACAAGUUGAUUCAAAGACGAAACUGACUGUUUGUGUGGUGGUGGGGUGUCUAUUUUUGUAUCUCGAAGUGCAAUAACUAUGUACCAUUUUAACUUGAGAAUCCUUGCAGAUCAUUGCAUGUGACAAAUAUAAUACAGACAGGGUGCAGCUGGUGAAGGAGGCAGGCGACUCCCUCAGAAAAUGUGGCAGGUGGUGCGGUUACAGGUCUUUGUAUGGGAUCUUGUAUAGGAUUUAUUUGAAUAUGAGUGGUUUUCGGCAAGUAAUUUAACUGCUAUGUAAUCAUUCUUCAACACAGUCCAUGCUGCAUAAAUUCUAAUAAUCUCUUUUAUAAUUUGCUGCAUGACUAAGUCAGUUUUACAAUUAGCACACCACACAACACGGUAAUCUUUUCAACUUCAGAGAGCAUUCUUAUUAGUAGGACUGUAAUUCUCACUGGAGCCUUCCCUUUAUAGACCAAACAAUUGCAUGACUCUUACAAACUGUAGUGAACACACUUCUGAAUUUUGUGGACCAACUUCCAUAGAGCUUCAUGGUUUAUGUUUCUGGCAUUUUUGAUUCAGUGUAGGAAUGUAUGCAGAGUUGAAAAUAAUAAUAAUAAAUAUUUAUUAGUAGCACUUCCCGCUCUUGUCCAGCUAUCGGUCUGGUGAUUCAUUAAAGUAGCGAGUGGGGAGGCAUUCAAAAACUGUUUUAAUUGGAGUUGGUAAUAGGAGCAAAACUUCACCCACCGAUAAUACUGUCAAAAUUGUUUAUCUCCAAAAUGGGCACUUGUGUGUCCUUUCAGGCCCAUGGGGAAGCUCCAUGGCUGAACUAAUCCAAACUGAUAUGAGGGUGCCUGUGGUCCGUGGAGGAGCCAGGCAAGGCUGGAAAGUAAAUAUCAGCCUGUUGUUAAUUAGGAAAUAAAUUACAUACAGUUUACUCUUGAGAGCUAUUAAAAUAGUUUGACCCUGACUUCUCCAAACAACCAAACAAGUUCAUUUCCAGGAUGCAAAGGAUGAAGGAUGAGUAUAAAACAAUAAAUCAGGCCCAAGAGAAUUGUGGUCAAACACAUUUACAAUCAAAAUGGCCUACAGCCCACUGUACAGUUAACUCAGUCUUGAAGGUGUUUUCAACUCAGUUUUUUUCAGUCUGUUUACAUUUAUUUCCAAUGUGCAACUGAUUUUUUUUGCUUAGCACAUGCUUUAAAGGGGCCAAGAUUUUGUGAAGUUAUGUAAAUGGAAACCAUAUACUGCAUUUCUAUACUUGCACUUCGCCCUAAAACACUUCAGAAAGCCAUCUUAUUUCAUUAUUCACUGCACACAGCACACUUCAGGAAACCACUCAAAGCAGAGAAAUAUAGAGCGACACGUCAUGGUACCAAAGCCAUUAUCACUGACCUCUCUAAUUGCAGGCCUGUUGGGCCCUCAUCGCGAGAGGAGUUCAGACGUCCAGAUGAAAACAAACAUCUUCCUGGCGCAGAUGUAGCAUCCAAGCUGUGUGGAAGAUGACAAUAACUGAAUCCAGGUGUGGGAAGAGAUAAGUCAUAUUAGAAUGCAAUGGUGUGUGAGGUCAGCUAGGGAGGCCCACCAGCUGUAGAGCAACUGGAGGAAAUGUUAGACCACAGACAUCAAGAGGAACAAGAUUAUCUUGUGAUGGAUUUUAAUAAUUUGGGGGAGCUGUUUGGAAAAGGGAAAAGGCAAGGGAAAAUACUAGUGGUCUUUGGCCUCACAGUCCAUCACUUACAGAAUCUCAGGCUUCGAAAGUGGUUGCACAUGGAAGAAUGCAGUUUUCAGGAGGAGAAAGCUUUGACAGGGGAAUUGGCUUAUUCACAAGGAGAAGCUAUCGGGGGAGUUUGAAGGACAAGGCAGCACUAAUAGCCCAAGUUAACCAUUAUGUAAGGCCUUGCAUGAGAAGUUAACUGAGCUAUCCAAACAGCUCCUUUGUCUUCUGAGGAACUUCAAAGAAGAUUAAAGGACCAUUAUAAAUGUUUGGUUUAAUGAGUUGAGGGAAAUUCUUGAGUUUCCAAAGUCUUUAGAAUCAAAUAAGAUGGAGUUGGGAAAGUUUGCGGGGAAAAUCCAAGAGAUAACAAACUCAUUGCUGAGAUUCCUUUUUUAAUGAAAAGAAAAUGUAUUUGAUGUCAAAAAGAUUUUGUGCUCAAUGAUUUCAGAUAAUACUAUAUUGCAACUCUGAAGUGUUGACCAGAAUUGGUGGGAUCCCAUGUCAUAAGCAAUUCUGUGGAUUAUUCACUUUUUCUUUCUUAUUCUCAAUACCAGCAAAUAUAAGUAGUUUUGCUUAAUUAUUUCACUGUCACAUUUCUAUCAGUAUGCCAUGAUGCCUCUUGGUUAGGAAUAUCAGCUGCCUUUAAUAUACACUAUUAUCUGGGGAUUACAAUAGUUACUGGACUGAAAUAAGGGGUCUGUGGUGAUUUAUGUUGUAAAGGGCAUCUAUAUUAUCCUGGGUUUAUUUGCUUAUUUUAGGUUUAAAUGUUAUUUCUGUAACAUUUGAAAUUGAAUUAUGAAUCUGUGAAGAUCGUUUAUCAUAAUUUCAUCUACUUUUUAAAAGAAAACCAUCACUUGCAAAAUGUAACAAUAAUGGUGACCAUCACUGUCUAACAUCAAGGAGAAAAAUCAGAAGCACAAAGUUGUCAAACAGCAGGAAACAAUAAGGAUUUCAGUGUGCAGUUAACAUGCACAGAUUUAUCACUCCUCCUCUUGCCUGUACAGUGUGGCUGGUCUCAGGGAGACCAUAAUUUAUCUGUGGAGAUAUCCUUGAACUUUUCAACUGUGUCUGGGCUAUAAAAAAAAAAAAAAAAAGAGUUGUCUAAUUACCAUUGUGCUCCAGGAAGUCACCCUGAGCCCCAAUAAAUACAUUCUGUAAACUGGCUCCUGAUAAUGGUCUGUAAACCGUUAUAUAGCACUAAUGUUUGCAUGGUGUUGCUCAUCUCUUUUUCCCCCUGUUUUUAUGUGUAAAUUGUGUAUUGUAUGAACUAUA